Molecule: messenger RNA, 373 nt
Organism: Staurois parvus
Lineage: Eukaryota; Metazoa; Chordata; Amphibia; Anura; Ranidae
Source: the annotation of a GenBank genome assembly
AUGUUUGGGGCUGUGGCAAAAGCUGUAUAUGGAGUAUGAGUCUCGGUUAAUAAAGCCGUGGCAAGAGGGUGACAAAACAUGGCUGGCAUGGAGCCACAGCAUUGAUCUCCAUGUGACAAAAGAAGCAUUAAUGAAAGCUUUAUCACAUCAGAUACAAGUGAAAAUAUGGGAUACAAAGGACAAAGUAUCAGCAAAAGCAAGGUUUGAUCGACCUAAGGCAUUUCGCGUGUCACAUGUGAAACAUGGGGAGGAGCCUGAAGUGAAACAGUUGGUCAUGAAUCAGAGGAAACUUUUCGAAGACAGCCUUCCACAGCCGAGUUUUAUUCUUGAGAAAAAUGGCAGCAUGUUGUUUCAGGAGAAUCUCUGUGCUCAA